Botrytis deweyae is the source of this 1359-nucleotide messenger RNA. RefSeq lists its product as uncharacterized. Gene Ontology annotation, molecular function: mannan endo-1,6-alpha-mannosidase activity. Gene Ontology annotation, biological process: fungal-type cell wall biogenesis; carbohydrate catabolic process. Bases 1 to 1359 code for a protein of 452 amino acids. The record is from RefSeq and is a predicted model, not a curated record. The transcript has 2 exons. Lineage: Eukaryota; Fungi; Ascomycota; Leotiomycetes; Helotiales; Sclerotiniaceae.
AUGAAGGUCUCGAAGUCUUUAUCGACUUUUGCUACAGCUUUCAUAGCUGGGAGUCAUGUCGUUAAUGCGAUAGAAGUCGAUCUUGAUUCUCCGGAUUCUAUCAAGUCCGCGGCGAGUACGAUUGCGUACGAUAUGAUGUCCUAUUACACAGGAAACCGAACGGGGGGCAUACCCGGGAAUCUACCGGCUCCAUAUUAUUGGUGGGAGGCCGGAGCAAUGUUUGGCUCACUGAUUGACUAUUGGUAUUAUACAGGCGAUUCGUCAUAUAACGAUGUUACUACGGAAGCGAUGCUGUGGCAGACGGGACCAGAUAAUGACUAUAUGACCCCGAAUCAAACUAAAACGGAGGGAAAUGAUGAUCAGGGAUUUUGGGGAUUGGCGGCUAUGUCUGCAGCCGAAGUGAAUUUUCCAAAUCCUCCCUCAAAUAGGCCCCAAUGGCUCGCUCUCGCGCAAGCAGUUUUCAAUACUCAAGCUCCCCGGUGGGACGAUAGUACUUGUGCUGGAGGACUACGAUGGCAAAUUUUUACCUUCAACAAUGGUUACAAUUACAAAAACUCAAUCUCUAAUGGUUGCUUUUUUAAUUUGGGUGCGCGCCUUGCGAAAUACACCGGCAACGAUACAUAUGCACAGUGGGCAGAUAAAACCUGGGAUUGGAUGGAGCAUGUGGGGCUUAUGGAUGAAAAGUACUACGUUUACGAUGGUUCUGACGACACUCUUAAUUGUACCAAGCUCAACCAUAUACAGUGGACUUAUAAUGCUGGAGCUUUCCUUCUCGGCGCGGCAAAUAUGUAUAACUAUACCAAUGGAAGCGAUAUCUGGCGUGGACGUGUCGAAGGUUUACUAAAUGCUACCCAUGUUUUCUUUGAGGAUAAUGUCAUGAUGGAGGUAGCUUGUGAGAAUAACGGAAAAUGCAAUGUUGAUCAACAAUCAUUUAAAGCAUACCUUGCUCGCUGGCUCGCGGCUACAACGAAAAUGGCACCUUUUACCUACGAUUCUGUUAUGGAAUUACUACGCCCUUCAGCUAAAGGGGCUGCCGCAUCAUGCGUUGGAGGCGACAAUGGACGCACUUGCGGGCUCAAUUGGAGAACGGGACAAUUCGAUGGAUUUUAUGGAGUGGGCGAACAGAUGUCAGCUUUAGAGGUCAUUCAAAGUAAUCUCAUUGCGCAGGUAGCGGGACCAGUCACUAAUACCACGGGUGGAACAAGUAAAGGUGAUCCCACUGCUGGAUCUGGGAAGAGCCCGAGUAACUAUCAGGCGACACAACCAGUUACGACGGCUGAUAGGGUUGGAGCAGGAAUUCUUACGACAGUGGUAUUGCUGGUUCUUCUUGGAAGUAUCUGGUGGAUGAUUGUGGAUUAA